This is a messenger RNA of Trichoderma atroviride IMI 206040, 1849 nucleotides long. The record is from RefSeq and is a predicted model, not a curated record. NCBI's taxonomy places the organism in Eukaryota, Fungi, Ascomycota, Sordariomycetes, Hypocreales, Hypocreaceae.
AUGAUUACGCCCCGGAAGCGACGGAAAGUCUCCGUAGCCUGUCAAAGGUGUCGCGAGCGAAAACUCGGCUGCGACGCAGACAGACCGUGUCAAUUAUGUGCUCGGGCAGGCGUCGAGUGCGUUCCUCGAAAUGUCGGGAGAAUAGAUGCGUUAACACCGGCUGGAAGGGUCAGCGAUUAUCAUAGAAAUGAUCAGGCUAGUCAGCUAGGCUCAGACGAUACAGUCAUUGUCCCGGAGUCAAACAUUAUAAACUUAAGCACAAUGAUGUUCGUCGAAACAGGUUCUAACCAGUAUCUGAAACAUGACACAUCUGCCUUGCCUGGUGGUGCCAAGCCAAUGGGUCCUAAUCACCCAAUUUCUGGAAGUUGGCGGGAUCUAGUUAGGGUAGAGCUGCCUUCAGACGAUGUACUUGAUGUCAUUGUGAAACGCUUCUUUCUCUCUGUUGAUUGGUUCAUGAUGGUCUUUCAUGAAGAAUCGUUCAAACGCAGAUAUGAAGAGUUCCUCCAUCAACAGUCAACAUAUCACGAUAGCGAUUUUCUUUGGAUAUGUAUGCUUGUAAUAGCACUUGGAGCUCACUACUUGACAUUGUCGCCGUCUUCAAACCAAAACACCGUCAACUACCGAAAACUUUCGAAAGACCUCCUAGCGAAGAUCGAAAUUCGUUUCCUACAAAUAAUCAGCUCCUCUACAUUAGAGACGGUUCAAAUAUGCAUCUUACUCGGUAGCUUUCUCCUGUUCAAUGGCCGACCCAAUGCUGGAUUAGGCAUUUCGGGUAGCGGCGUAAAAAUUGCUCAGGUUAUGGGACUACAUCGCGAGAGAUUAUGGAAAGAACUUUCGCCAGCUAAACGAGAAGAGAGAAGACGGACUUGGUGGGCAUUGGAAGUAUUCGACAAAUACGCAGCUAUUGCCUUUGGUCGUCCAUGCAUUAUUGACGACUCUGAUUGCGAUGUCGGUAUGGUUUCCGAUAUACAGUCAGGCCAGCAGAUCAGCGGCAAAAAUUCUCUCCUCGUGUAUCAUCAAUGGAAAUUCCAACUUUAUAGAAUAAUGGGACUAUUCCUCGGACGAAGAAGGCAGCAAAAACAAGUUGAAACCGUUUAUACCAUUCAUCAACAACUACUUCAGUGGCGGAAAGAUCUACCCGAAUGUCUUCAAUUACAAAGCUAUGAUCAAAACUCAGAACAAAUAUCCAUACUCCAGAUGCAGGCACUGAAUCUUCAGCUUACAUACGAUAAUCUGCAAAUCAUUCUCCAUCGCACCGCGGCCUUUCAAUACAAUGAUAAAGAAUGCAAAUUUACAUCAUCCAGUACAGGAAAUAGCCCCUCUCUGCAACAGCUCUUCGAUUCUGCGAUGGAUAUUUCCGAGCUAUAUAAAUACUCAUCCACUUUGCACGCUUCUAGACGAACACACGCUGACAUGCAUAUUGGAAUCACACUUUUUACAGCUGGAGUGGUGCUCUGCGCUAUAUGCCUCUCUCACCCAAUGACAACAAUGGUCUCCAGGGCAAAAACGGGAGUCAUGCACAUUAUUCGCAUGUGCCGUAAUGCCUCUUCCUCGAAUCAGCAUCUUGUUUCCACGCAGAGUCUCUCCAUUUUGGACAGCCUUGUUACCGUAGUAUUACGGUUGGAAACUGACAUGAUAACUGGAAGGACUAACUAUCCCACUCUAUGGCUGUGGGCGGAUAACUUGAAUUAUGACUCAUUCAACGAAAUUCACGAUCAAGAGUCUUAAUGAUUCUUUCCAGGUCCGCUUUUUCUAGGCAUGAGUCAAAUCAAGCCCGGUUGUUUAAUGCUUUCCAUUGCCAGUAUACGUUUUCUGUAGUGAAAACAAUGAUUGAGCUAGGGGAGGGGAG